AUGGCGCAGGCCCCUGAAGCAAUGCAGAUAUCAGCGACAGUCAAUACACUCACCGAUGAUAGUUGCGCCGUCAUUGCAGACUUUGAUGACGCCAACUUCCUGAGAACCACUCUUGCAGUCAGCAAUGUACUUCGGUGCUUCUUUGAAGUUGCGGUGAAUUGCGUAGAUGCCGCUUCCUAUGCUGAAGAGGAGAUGGAUGAAGAGCAUGGCCAAAUACACUCGAAUAAAAGCAAGUCUUCUUGUUAUGCCGCCAAUCAAGCUUAA
Molecule: messenger RNA, 264 nt
Organism: Psilocybe cubensis
Lineage: Eukaryota; Fungi; Basidiomycota; Agaricomycetes; Agaricales; Agrocybaceae
Exons: 2
Coding region: 1-264 (87 amino acids)
Source: RefSeq, a predicted model, not a curated record